Molecule: messenger RNA, 580 nt
Organism: Spodoptera littoralis (African cotton leafworm)
Lineage: Eukaryota; Metazoa; Arthropoda; Insecta; Lepidoptera; Noctuidae
Source: the annotation of a GenBank genome assembly
UUUUUGACACCAGCUGACAGCUAGUGGUCGAUACCAUUUUAUUUUACAGUGGUCGUAAUUCUGAUAAAUAAACCAAUAAAAUGGCCUGCAAAAUCUGUGGUCCUAAGCUGUCGCUAUGCGGGCUCGUAUUGAGCGUCUGGGGAAUCAUACAAUUGACUUUGAUGGGCGUCUUCUAUUAUAUCAGAGCAGUGGCUUUGUUAGAAGAUCUCCCUCUUGAAGAACACCACCACUCUAUGGAAAGUUUCAUCACCAACGUUGAGACUGGAUACACUCAGUUCUUUAUGGGAAUCUGUUAUCAUUUCGAAGUGGUCACGCUUUUAGAAGAUGUUGAAGAAGAAGAAUAUGAUGAUUAUGACGAUUUUAUUACGAAAACUUCAGAUAAUUACCAAAAAGUGGCGGUAAACUGUUGGGUUGCCUCAGUAAUAUACGUGCUCCUCAUCGGAGUGUCGUACUGGUGUAUAAGGAAAGCCAAAAAAUCUAUGAAGAUAGAAGCUUUGAAGUUAGAGGAUGACGAGUACGUGUGUACUCCUAAACCGCCUCAGAGGAAGAAACCAAGCAAAGUUAAAUAGUUUCAUAACCU